AAUGGAUUUCCCGCCAACUUAUCGGCCAUUCCCGCGAUAUUUCUGAUGCGGUCACAUUCUUUUGAAGUCACUCCCGCCGGGUUCCACUCUUCUUUAGCCGCCUCCCACAGCCUCCGAUUCAAAACAAAACCCUAACACCGAAAAAACAUUAGCUCAGAAGAAGGUUUGGCAAUGGAAGCAGGUCUCGGAUCUCGGAAACGGAAGCAUCAGUCAUUGAAAUCCGGUGGCAUUUUCACUCGAAGCAACUCGCAGAUUUAUGUUCGCCAACGCAGAUCUGGUUACGCUGGAGCCGACUCCGUUCGAACCAGUAAUCCUAUCUUGUCGCUUGAAGCGACAACGAACUCACCGAUGGACCAAGAUCCGUGGGGAAGCACGGCUCAUCCAAUUACAAGUGAAGUCUUAGUCAAGGAUCUUCGCGUGAGGAGGAUAUUUUCUCCUAUGACGGUUCCAGAAGAGGAUUCAAGUGUCGGAGCAGUCGAUUUGAAAGCAGAUUUUGAUGUUCGUAAGACGAAUGAUGGAAACCCUAACGUGUCUUCUUCUGAAGUUAAUCCUGGUCAUUGUGAUUUGGGGGUUUCUAGCUCUGUUGUCAUCGAUCCGAAACCUAGAUUGCAAAAUAUUGUGGAUUCUUUUCUGGUAAGUGAGAACAAUGUCAUGGAAGCUGAUGAGUUUGUUAAGACGCCACCAAGAGUCUCAGAUUCCGACCAAAACAAUGUCGCUGCCGAAAAUAGUGGUGUCAUUUCUAUUCCAAACGAAGUCGGCCAAUCAUCGCUGACGAGUUCGCGUAGCAAGAAGAAGGUGUUCAUAAAUCGGGGCUCAUAUAAUAGCUAUAGAAGGUUGCUCCCGUAUCUAUCGGACAUAGGAACAGAUGAUUCUCCAAGUUUCGAGAUAGUUGAGGCCACAAUGACCAAACAACAGAAAUCAAGCACCAUUGUUCCUAACAUGGUUGCCUCUAAAGAUAAAGAUAUCGAUGCAGUACCCAAUCUUAACAGUUUGGAAGAUGCUGUCAUUGACAAAUUGGAUGAGUGUGAGCAGACGACACCACCAGAUUCAGUAUUAGUAUCCAAAAUGGUACUUAAACAAUCUUCUAGAAUGAAGAUGCUGCAAACUCCAACAUCAUUUAGUCAUAGAAGGUUGCUUCCAUACUUGACGAGUGUUUCAGAACCUGAGAAAACCUCAGAGGAAAACCAACAGAAUAUUAGUAUCUCCAUACAAUCAACCACUGUAAAUGAGAAAUCAGAUUCUCCUAUCCCUACUUUGACUCCAGUCAAAUCACCAUUUGAAAGCAUAACAACAAUUACUCCAGAUUCAAAUGACAAUCUUUUGGAUUCUAAUGGGCCAGAUACUAAAUCCAUGGAGCCAACUUCACAGAUAGAGGCAAAAUCACUAGCUGAAGAACAGGAAUCGCUUAAUAAAGACUUGAAAUGUAUUGAAGAAACAAGUCCUGAUACAAAUGACAAUCAGAAGCCAAUUAAUGAAAGCACACAUGAAUCUUUAUUGCAGAUUGCACCACUAAAUUCUCCUGAAAAUAAUAAAGCUAAUUCUAUAAAUGGGAUUUUGAAAAGAACUCCAAGAGGAUGCAGAGGGAUCUGCAACUGUUUGAAUUGCACAUCUUUUCGUCUGCAUGCAGAAAGAUCAUUUGAGUUUUCAAGAAACCAAAUGCAUGAUGCUGAAGAGGUUGCUUUAGAGCUCAUCAAUGACUUGAAUUCUCUCAGGAACAUUCUGGAAAGAACUGGUACUGAUUCUAAUGAGGUGAAAGAAGUGUUUGCAAAAGUUUUGUAUAAGGAAGAAGUAGCUAGGGCAAAAUUGGCGCAAAUGAAUGAAGAUUUAAAUAAUCAAUGUAGAAGCAUGGGAAAGUAAAAAUUAUUCAUUUCUUUCUCUUCUUACUAUGAAAAAAAUUAAUGAAACAUUUUCUUCUUCCAUGAUCUCUUGUUUCUUGGAGGAGAUAGUUUGGCAUUGUAGUCAUAUAGUUUAUAGUAAACCAAUCGUUGUAUGGCG
Lactuca saligna is the source of this 1995-nucleotide messenger RNA. NCBI's taxonomy places the organism in Eukaryota, Viridiplantae, Streptophyta, Magnoliopsida, Asterales, Asteraceae. The record is from the annotation of a GenBank genome assembly.